Candidula unifasciata is the source of this 1572-nucleotide messenger RNA. The record is from the annotation of a GenBank genome assembly. NCBI's taxonomy places the organism in Eukaryota, Metazoa, Mollusca, Gastropoda, Stylommatophora, Geomitridae.
AUGAAUACAGACAUCUUGGAGGCAUGUAUGAAUACAGACAUCUUGGAGGCAUGUAUGAAUACAGACAACGUGGAGGCAUGUAUGAAUACAGACAACGUGGAGGCAUGUAUGAAUACAGACAACGUGGAGGCAUGUAUGAAUACAGACAUCUUGGAGGCAUGUAUGAAUACAGACAACGUGGAGGCAUGUAUGAAUACAGACAUCUUGGAGGCAUGUAUGAAUACAGACAUCUUGGAGGCAUGUAUGAAUACAGACAACGUGGAGGCAUGUAUGAAUACAGACAUCUUGGAGGCAUGUAUGAAUACAGACAUCUUGGAGGCAUGUAUGAAUACAGACAUCUUGGAGGCAUGUAUGAAUACAGACAACGUGGAGGCAUGUAUGAAUUCAGACAACGUGGAGGCAUGUAUGAAUACAGACAACGUGGAGGCAUGUAUGAAUACAGACAACGUGGAGGCAUGUAUGAAUACAGACAACGUGGAGGCAUGUAUGAAUACAGACAACGUGGAGGCAUGUAUAAAUACAGACAACGUGGAGGCAUGUAUGAAUACAGACAUCUUGGAGGCAUGUAUGAAUACAGACAACGUGGAGGCAUAUAUGAAUACAGACAUCUUGGAGGCAUGUAUGAAUACAGACAACGUGGAGGCAUGUAUGAAUACUGACAUCUUAGAGGCAUGUAUGAAUACAGACAUCUUGGAGGCAUGUAUGAAUACAGACAACGUGGAGGCAUGUAUGAAUACAGACAACGUGGAGGCAUGUAUGAAUACAGACAUCUUGGAGGCACGUAUGAAUACAGACAUCUUGGAGGCAUGUAUGAAUACAGACAACGUGGAGGCAUGUAUGAAUACAGACAUCUUGGAGGCAUGUAUGAAUACAGACAUCUUGGAGGCAUGUAUGAAUACAGACAACGUAGAGGCUUGUAUGAAUACAGACAACGUGGAGGCAUGUAUGAAUACAGACAUCUUGGAGGCAUGUAUGAAUACAGACAUCUUGGAGGCAUGUAUGAAUACAGACAUCUUAGAGGCAUGUAUGAAUACAGACAACGUAGAGGCAUGUAUGAAUACAGACAACGUGGAGGCAUGUAUGAAUACAGAAAACGUGGAGGCAUAUAUGAAUACAGACAUCUUGGAGGCAUGUAUGAAUACAGACAUCUUGGAGGCAUGUAUGAAUACAGACAUCUUGGAGGCAUGUAUGAAUACAGACAACGUGGAGGCAUGUAUGAAUACAGACAACGUGGAGGCAUGUAUGAAUACAGACAUCUUGGAGGCAUGUAUGAAUGCAGACAUCUUGGAGGCAUGUAUGAAUACAGACAUCUUGGAGGCAUGUAUGAAUACAGACAACGUGGAGGCAUGUAUGAAUACAGACAUCUUGGAGGCAUGUAUGAAUACAGACAACCUUGAGGCAUGUACAGUCUCCUGCAGGAUGUGUUUUCUUGAGGUUCAACUGGGACUUUCCCCACUAAUUAAGUGUGAUGUCGGCGACACGUCGUGUCAUGUGGGUAAUUUACAUGAGAAUAUAUGUAAGCCUGGCAAUCAUUUAGAGAAUAAAUCUCUCAUUCUGUUGACAUUGUUGUGA